AUGAGCGUGCAGAAUCUCACCGCUUUCGAUCCGUUCGCAGACGAGGGUGAUUUAGGAAACAAUCAGGACGUAGGGUCCCAGCAGAACUACAUCCACAUCCGUAUCCAACAACGCAAUGGAAGAAAGACCUUGACCACGCUGCAGGGGUUGCCCACAGAAUAUGAUGCGAAGAAGUUACUCAAGGCCUUCAAGAAGGAAUUCGCCUGCAACGGCACACUUGUCGAGGAUGAGGAGAUGGGUCAAGUCAUCCAGCUUCAAGGCGAUCAGCGACUCAAGAUCUCCAAUUUCCUCACCGAGAACGGUAUAGACAAGAAGACCAUCAAGCUGCACGGUUUCUAA
Messenger RNA from Pleurotus ostreatus (oyster mushroom), 339 nucleotides. It is a transcript of the gene SUI1, whose product is annotated as Eukaryotic translation initiation factor eIF-1. Gene Ontology annotation, cellular component: eukaryotic 43S preinitiation complex. The record is from RefSeq and is a predicted model, not a curated record. Bases 1 to 339 code for a protein of 112 amino acids. NCBI's taxonomy places the organism in Eukaryota, Fungi, Basidiomycota, Agaricomycetes, Agaricales, Pleurotaceae. Gene Ontology annotation, molecular function: ribosomal small subunit binding; RNA binding; translation initiation factor activity. The transcript has 4 exons. Gene Ontology annotation, biological process: translational initiation.